AUGCCAUACAUGCACCGAAUACUGCACGAGGGAUCAACCUCCUCUAACGGCCUACAUGAGAAGAGAAAACAGCGUCGCAUCAGGACUACGUUUACCAGCGCACAACUUAAAGAACUCGAGAAAGCCUUUCAAGAAACCCAUUAUCCUGAUAUCUAUAAACGAGAAGAAUUAGCACUAAAGACUGAUCUAACAGAAGCCAGAGUUCAGGUAUGGUUUCAAAACAGGAGAGCAAAAUUUAGGAAAACAGAACGCGCCAAUGCUGCAGCAUCUUCGAACAACAAUAACAACAACAACAGCACAAGUAACAAUAACAAUACAACCACAAGCAGCAACAACAGUAGCAGCAACACCAGCAACACCAACAACACAAAUAGUAGCAACAGCCCCGCAAGUGGGACAACUACCGGAAGUACACUGACCAAUGGUACGACAGGGUCAACUGGUCAACAACAUGGGAGUGUUGGUCAAUUAUCUCAGACCAGUGGUCAAGCAAAGUCAAGUGGAGGAGCGGUGUCUCCAGUGAAGAAGAAAUCUUUGAAGGCCGAAGAUUUGUCCCCUGUAGCGCCCACUACCGUUGGAACUAUGACCAGUGUUAGUUCGUCUGCUUCAUCGGUUACCCAUUCCUCAUCAACCAACUCGUCUGUAUCAAGUCAUUCAUCUCAGCAUCCGUCAUCACACUCCCAUUCAACGUCGCAUCCACAGCUAACUGGCGGUGGAUCGUGGGCGGCAUCCAAUUCCGCCUCGGCCGCCACUCAUCCCGCUCUACAUAGCCCCUACUCCACUAUAUUCCCCUCGGCAUCAGCGCUGCAACAUGCCGCCACUGCCCCGGUGGGACACGGCCAACUGAAGACCUCGCACGCUAAAGCCACCUCACACUCGAGUCUUUUCUCGUUGAACUAUUAAUUUCAUGACGAGGUAGUUUUUUGUUUGUUUAUAUGUGCUAUUUUCUCACUUCUUUUAUACCAGAAUUCGGAUAUUGGCUAGUGUCUCGCGAUAUUAUCUGACUAUGGUGAUCUUAUUGCGCAAUUGCAUUUACUGUCUUACUAAAUGUCUGUAACAUUUAGUAUGAUAUAUUGCUUUUACUUCUUGGUGGAAUUUUAAGGACCGUGCAUAACAUAAAGAGUAUAAGUUAAUAUUGUUUUAUCUAUCAAAUCUUGAAUUAAUAUUGCUGAAGUGAUUAUUGAAGUUUUAUAUUGUUGAAGUAAAGAGGUAGCGAUGCACAAGAUAUACAAUACGCGCAAAAAUAUAACGGGAAGAUGAACAGAUAGAAUCACAUGACACCAAAAUAAUAUUCAUAAUAAUGUUUAUCUUCUUCGGAAAACGAUGAAUGCUUAACUGGGACGACAUAACAUCCGUGAAGACAUGCUUACUUUGUUGUUUUCUAACAUUAAUAUGUUUAUUUGCUUCGAGAUAAUUACACUCUAAAACCACCAAUUCAAAGAGGAUGGAGUGCACGUAAUAGCAAUUUUAUCUUUCACAGUUUAUAUUAAUUUAAAUGACUGAUAAGAUAAUCGUAUUUUUUACACAAAACUUUCGAUUCUUACAGACAGAAAUAUUAAAUGCCCGUCUGAAUUAUUUGCAUUUGAUUAGAUUGAUUUUGGAGGGUAGUUUAGUAUAUUUGCCUUAUUGCAAUGAAAUCUGUUAUCAGGUCUUUUACAAAGAAACUGAAAGUUCAUCUGACCCGGUUUCUUGCAAAGUCCCUUUCUUUAACUAUUCAUAAUUCGUACAUUAUGACACCAAAUAUGCCAAAGGAAACUCAUUAAUUUUGUGAAACUGUCUUUAUUCUGUAUAUUUCUGAACGUUUAUAGAGUUUGAUAAUACACCUUUAUGUAUAAGUAGUCUAUAAUUCUUUGUGACAUCUUUAUUGUAUUUUGCAGGGUUUAGUGCUAUAAAGCCUGAUGUUGUUAUAAAUUGUAUAUACU
This is a messenger RNA of Lytechinus pictus (painted urchin), 1922 nucleotides long. Its product is annotated as sericin-2-like. Bases 1 to 903 code for a protein of 300 amino acids. The transcript is spliced from 3 exons. Gene Ontology annotation, biological process: regulation of transcription by RNA polymerase II. Gene Ontology annotation, molecular function: RNA polymerase II transcription regulatory region sequence-specific DNA binding; DNA-binding transcription factor activity, RNA polymerase II-specific. The record is from RefSeq and is a predicted model, not a curated record. NCBI's taxonomy places the organism in Eukaryota, Metazoa, Echinodermata, Echinoidea, Temnopleuroida, Toxopneustidae.